AUGGUUUAUGGGCGAUGGGCCGCUUGGAAAAAAUUCCCGGGCCGCUCUGAAGGAGCCAGUCCGCCCCUGCUUGAAAUUGAAGACAUUUGUAACAAUUGUACCAAUCCUGAGAUGAGUGCAAAAGGCAAAGGUCUUUUAUACCAAAGAAAAAGAUUUGAGUUCAUUUUUGGCAUGUUUAUGAUGCAUCCAAUAUUAAAUCUUAUUUUAAAAGUUAGCUCAGUACUUCAAUCACCAAAACUAAAUCUUUUGUUGGCAAUUGAUAAUGAUGUACGGUCUUUAACAUUAAAUCUUAAAAGUAUGAGAAAUGAAAAUAUUUUUGAACAAGCAGUUGCUUUAUGUAAAAAACAUGGAAUAAUUGUUCCAGACGUUAUUCGUAGAAAAGUAUCGACUCAAAUUGAUAACAAAUCUAAAUCUCAAUUUUUUUUAAAAAAUAAAUUAGAUGAAAUGAAGAUAUCGGUUUAUUAUGAACUACUUGAUGAUUUAUUAUCGGCAAUGGAUUCAAGAUUCAAUCAAGAAACUUUAAGCUUAAUUGAAGCUAUUGCUAGUCUGCUACACAUGGAAAUAAAACCUGAAAUGAUUGAUGUUUUGGCUAAGUUCUCAAAUACAUCAAGUACAGAUCUAAAAACUGAAAUAAACCUUUUAAAACAUUUGCCAAAAUCUGAUAAACCUAAUGGUACAUCUAGUGAGUGGCACUCACUGUGA
This is a messenger RNA of Macrosiphum euphorbiae (potato aphid), 702 nucleotides long. NCBI's taxonomy places the organism in Eukaryota, Metazoa, Arthropoda, Insecta, Hemiptera, Aphididae. The record is from the annotation of a GenBank genome assembly.